Phyllostomus discolor (pale spear-nosed bat) is the source of this 3079-nucleotide messenger RNA. It is a transcript of the gene SPHK2, whose product is annotated as sphingosine kinase 2. Bases 656 to 2506 code for a protein of 616 amino acids. NCBI's taxonomy places the organism in Eukaryota, Metazoa, Chordata, Mammalia, Chiroptera, Phyllostomidae. The transcript has 7 exons. Gene Ontology annotation, biological process: sphingosine biosynthetic process; positive regulation of apoptotic process; sphinganine-1-phosphate biosynthetic process. Gene Ontology annotation, cellular component: membrane; intracellular membrane-bounded organelle; cytoplasm. The record is from RefSeq and is a predicted model, not a curated record.
GGACAAAGGAAUCUGGGAGCGAGAGAGAUGUCGCGGGGAACCAGGAGGACUCGUCGCGCGGUGACUCUCUGGCCCGAAGCCGACAACCUCUCUGUGGUUUCCGGAGGAUUGGGUGGGCCCAGUACUGGAGGUAAGGAGGCGGGGCAGGCGGGGCUAGCCUGGAUUAUCUGGAAAACCUCUGACCCCACGCUCCGGUCAUUUCUUUAUCAGGCUGCCUUAUCUUGUGCUACCCCUACCAUGCGCGGCCGCAGCAGCUCGGGAAGUCCUCCUUGAGGUCUAAUCUGAGAUCUUCUUGCUGCAGGGCAGUAUUAUAGCGGACUGUAUUUUCAUCUUUGAGGUUCCGCUUCUUUCUGCCCGCAGAGGGCCGCUCCCUGACCCCUUCUCAGCCUCUGCCACCUUGGGCUGCUUUUCUCAGCCAGAGAAAGCAAGUGGCCGAGCAGAGUCAAAGGCCAGGCCAGACCCGGCAGGCCUGCCUCCUUGCCCAUACCCCCUCGCAUGGACUCUGACCCAGGACCGGGGUCUUGAUAACACAGCAGAGGACUGGCGGAUGAAUGGGUGCCUCGAAGCAGAAGAGCAGUGCGACCAGGGGCCAGACCAGUAGCUGACCUGGAGCUCAGGCCACAGGCCUAGGACUGCCCUGGAAGGGGCCGAGGCCAUGGCCCCGCUGCCGCCACCACCCCUGGCCGCCAGCACUCCGCUCCUGCACGGCGAGUUUGGCUCCCACCCGGCCCGAGGCCCGCGCUUUGCCCUCACUCUCACACCGCAGGCCCUGCACAUACAGCGGCUGCGUCCGAAGCCUGAGGCCAGGCCCCGGGGCGGCCUGGUCCCACUGGCCGAGGUCUCAGGCUGUUGCACCCUGCGGAGCCGCAGCCCCUCAGACUCGGCGGCCUACUUCUGUGUCUACACGUACCCGAGGGGCCGGCGCGGGGGCCGGCGGAGGGUCACACGCACCUUCCGGGCCGAUGGGGCAGGCACCUAUGAGGAGAACCGGGCGGAGGCCCAGCGCUGGGCCACUGUCCUCACGUGUCUGCUCCGUGGACUGCCGCUGCCGGGGGACGGGGAAAUCACCUCCCAUCUCCUGCCCAGGCCACCUCGAUUGCUUCUAUUGGUCAAUCCCUUUGGUGGGCGGGGCCUGGCUUGGCAGUGGUGUAAGAACCAUGUGCUGCCCAUGAUCUCUGAAGCUGGGCUCUCCUUCAACCUCAUCCAGACAGAACGACAGAACCACGCUCGGGAGCUGGUCCAGGGACUGAGCCUGCGUGAAUGGGAUGGCAUUGUCACAGUCUCUGGAGAUGGGCUGCUGUAUGAGGUGCUGAACGGGCUCCUAGAUCGCCCCGACUGGGAAGAGGCUGUGAAGACGCCUGUGGGCAUCCUGCCCUGCGGCUCAGGCAACGCCCUGGCUGGAGCUGUGAACCACCACGGAGGGUUUGAGCAGGCCCUGGGUGUCGACCUGCUGCUGCACUGCGCCCUGCUGCUCUGCCGGGGCGGCUGCUGCCCACUGGACCUGCUGUCUGUGACGCUGGCCUCGGGCUCCCGCUGCUUCUCCUUCCUGUCUGUGGCCUGGGGCUUCGUGUCAGACGUGGACAUCCACAGUGAGCGCUUCAGGGCCUUGGGCAGUGCCCGUUUCACACUGAGCACGGUGCUGAGCCUCGCCACACUGCACACCUACCGUGGACGCCUCUCCUACCUCCCUGCCACUGUGGAGCCCGCCUCACCUACCCCUGCCCACGGCCUGCCCCGGGCCAAAUCAGAGCUGACCCUGGCGCCUGUCCCAGCUCCACCUGUGGCCCACUCACCCCUUCAUCGCUCCGUGUCUGACCUGCCCCUGCCGCUGCCUCAGCCUGCCCUGACCUCCCCAGACUCCCCUGAACCACUGGCCAUCCUGGCCCUCAAUGGCGGGGGCCCAGAGCUGGCCGGGGACUGGGCUGGGGCUGGAGAUGCUCCACUGUCCCCAGACCCACUGCUGCCGUCUCCACCUGGUUCCCCCAAGUCAGCUCUACUCUCACCCAUCAACGAGGGGGCCCCAGAAACGACAGCAUCCCCGGGGCUCCUGUCCAGUGACCCAGUAGCUGCCUCUACUGGGGGUCCCCCAGACGACCUGCUCCCUCCUCUGGGUGCCCCACUACCCCCAGGCUGGGUGACGCUGGAGGAGGACUUCGUGCUGGUCUUGGCUAUCUCACCCAGCCAUUUGGGGGCUGACCUGGUGGCAGCCCCCCACGCACGCUUUGACGAUGGCCUGGUGCACCUGUUUUGGGUGCGUGGCGGCAUCUCGCGAGCUGCACUGCUGCGCCUUUUCCUGGCCAUGGAGCAGGGUAGCCACUUCAGCUUGGGCUGCCCACAGCUGGGCUACUCGGCGGCUCGUGCCUUUCGCCUGGAGCCACUCACACCUCGUGGGGUGCUUACGGUGGAUGGGGAGCGGGUGGAGUAUGGGCCCCUGCAGGCACAGGUGCAUCCGCGUCUUGGUACACUGCUCACUGGACCUCCUGGCCGUCCUGGGCGAGAACCUUGAACCUCGCAAAACUUGGAAACCGGUACGGGUGGGGGCUACAUUCCAAGGGGGCGGGGCCUGGGCUCAGGGGUGUGACCUGGCAGCUAGAGUUCGGGUGGAGGUGCAGCGCCUGUAGUUCUGGCUCAGGACUGCGCCCUCACCCAGAGGACCAGAGGAGAUGCUGGAGGGUGACCCAAAUGUUAGGGGGUGGGGGCCAUCAGGAUCACAGGAAGUUGGACUCGCCUGGGAGGGUAGAACUCAGUCCAGACCUACGCUUCCGGCACAUUAAAAAACAGGUCGUCUGAGGGCGGGGCUUAACAUGUCGUCCAAUGAUGAGGCCUGGAAUGCACGGGCUGGCCAUUCAGGAUCUCUCCCUGUCGACUCCGGUGCCUCUAUUUAACUGGCCAAUCAGCCCUGGAGGGGCGGGUUCCCCGGGGCCGACGCUCGCAUUUGCACUACAGUUCCUCCCUGCCCCGCACGUUAGUGCAGGCAGAGUUCAUUGCCCGUGUUCUGUGUCCUGUGCAUUUCCUGAACCCAAUCUUCAAAGCACUUGAAAAGGUCUAUGCAAUAAAGGUAGUCGCUUCAUUCCUUUUA